UCGGUCGUUGGGUCCUCCUCGUUCUCCAAAAAGCUUCGCCUACUCAGUCUCAACUUCCAGACGUGGCUUGUCAAAGAAAUUCUCAAUUGUCAAGAAUAUUUCGGUAGUUAUAACCUAUCGGAAAAUCAACGACGUAAAUAAGGUCACCCUUAAACUCAAUUUGAAACCAAUUCAAACGGUUCUCUGUACGUACGUACAUUUAUAAUAUUAAUUUGAAUUAAAUACAAUAGUGCAUGUGCUUUGUGUGGGCGACUUUAUACAUUAGUGGGAUUCCCUAAAAUUGGACCCAUAAGUCACAUGCAUAAGCUGUUGCAUAACUUUAGAAAAACUAACUUUUUGUAAGCUAAACGGAAUGAAAUGUCAUCUGACUUUGUCGCUGAUCUACCAACCCUUGAGUUGCUGCAUAUAAAUUGUGUUGCAUAAAAUAAUCCUGUGUGACAGUGAGACAGUGAGGUGUAUGACAUCACAAUUACGACAGUGUUUUAUUGCGUGGCUUAGAUGAACAAUUUAUAAGUGUACAGCAAGUAAAAGGUCAGCACAUUUUUAACAAAAACUUGCACUUCAAGUAAUAGCAGAUAUCAGCCACAGACAUCCACAUGCCAUUUCAAGCUCUAACUUAAUUGUUUAAAGACUGGAAAGGUUUGAGAGACCACUUUGUAACGGACAACCACAAAAUUAAUACAUUUAUAAAAUCUGAUUAAGAAGGUUUAGUGAAAGCCAACACACUCCGCAAGAAGCUGGUGAACCAAUAAAUUUAAAAACUUUGGGGUGACGUCCGUAUGUUUGAAAUCUGCCAACUUUUUAGGGGGCUGAUAACUUUCUCGGUGGAAGAUUUGCAACAUUUAUUCACUCAACUCAAACCAAAAAGUCAGUGAAGCAGAACUCAAACUUGGUGCAAGUUUCCAUAUUCCAUAAUUUCCCCUCCAGUGAAAGUGAAAAUAAAAGUGGCAAGUUAUAGAAGAAAGCAGGCAAACUACAAUUUCUCAUCGGUUUGAAUGAGCCAAGAGAAAGCUGUCGUUCCAUUUACACAGGCCUUGUGACAUUGCCACACUUUCAAGACCGAGCAGAAGACCGGGAAGUAGAAGAGUACAAAAUUGCGGAGAAAAUCAAACCUUUUGGAAGUCUGGAGAGAAUUUUGGGCUGGAUCAGAAUCUGAGUGGAUCGUGAAGGGAAACCCAGGGAGUCGAAGUUUGGCCGGUGUACAUACAUACGUACCGACAGACUCUGCUUUUACCAACUACUUGGUGUGUCUUGCAUCAAAUGUGCCUAAAGGGUCUCGGUGUGAAGACGAAGCUCAGGAACCAGAGUUGAGAUGGAUGGAUGGAUUUUCCAGUUCCUGUCGACUCUCCUCUUCUCCUGGGUCCUGCUCCCAUCACACAUCUACGGAAUUGGCGACACGCAUUUGUGCUCCACACCGCUGUCCAAGGAUAUCCCUGACGCCGCAUUGUCAGCCAGCUCGUAUUAUGUGAACCUAGUCGGACCGCACCAAGCCAGGUUGAAUAAUGAGGAGGCGGGUGGAGCUUGGUGUCCUAAGGAACCCAUAUCAGCCGGAGCUAGAAAGCGAGAGUGGCUUCAGAUAUCCCUUAAUGAGACACAUCUCAUCUCUGGUGUCCAAAUCCAAGGACGUCACGGCAAAGGGACGGGUCAGGAGUUUACGGAGGAGUUUGAAGUGGAGUACUGGCGAGAAGGAUUCCAAGCAUGGAGAAAGUAUUACAGAUUCGACUCAAAGAAGAUAUUUCCUGGAAACUCGGACACUGUUACUGCCGUUACUGCCAAAUUGAGACCUCCACUUAUUGCAAAGAUGAUUCGAAUUCUCCCAUAUUCGAAAGGUGUGCGGACCGUUUGCAUCCGCAUAGAGCUUCUUGGAUGCCCUUGGAAAGGCGGACUGAUCCAGUACACGGUGGAGCAAGGGUCCACUUUUUCUGAAGGAAUCUCCCUCCGUGAUGACUCGUACGAUGGUCAGGGAGGAAGUAAAUGGGACAAGAGCGUAGAGUCGUCGUCACAACUGGGGGAUUACAAUGAGCAGCAUGCUGGCUCCCAAAACAGCUUUCAGAUCGUUCACCAACCUGAUUCGCCUAAUCUUGGGUUGUACUUUGAUGGGGAAAGCAGUGGGCCAGUGAUGUUGACGGGUGGACUGGGACAACUAUCAGACACAAUUGAAGGGGCCAAUUCUUUUACGAUGGACAUUGGAUACGGACUUGGAAACGGUUGGGUGGGAUGGAGAAAACCGGAGGAAGGAAAAGACUGGUUGGAGGUCCAAUUCGAGUUUGAACAAGUCCGGAAAUUUUCUUCCCUGGAUCUCUUUUCGAAUAACUUUCCUUCUAAAGGAGUUCAGAUAUUUGCAAGAGCUAAAGUGUACUUUAGUGUCGGAGGAGUGUACUUUAAUGGGAAACCUGUGACAUACGUCCCCAAUGUUGACGUCGCUGCAGACUUCGCCCGUAAUUUUACAAUUCCGUUGGAUAGAGUUGCAAGGUUUAUAAAAGUACAUCUUUACUACCGAACUUCAUGGAUCGUCUUGGGCGAGGUCUACUUUCACUCAGAGAUUUACGAGGGAAACUAUACCCAGGAACUGGGGCCAGAUGUACAACUGGAUUUCCCCGACACUCACUCAAUGGAAAUAGGAGACUUGGACUCAUCGAUGGUGGAGACGGUGGUGGGGAUCAUCACGGGACUUAUCCUCCUCGUGGGCAUCGUCAGUGGAGUCAUCGUCUGGAUGCGACGAAGUGGGCGCAACAUUUCCUCUGCCUUCCACUUCCAGGGGGCUGGUGCCUUCCCCUGGAGAGCAAACUGGUCCUCCCACAUCCCCACCCACAUUGUCGCCCAAACUAACCCCACCACCGAAGGGGUGAAAGAUUUAAUCUUAACCCUCACACCUGGUAAUGGAGGUGGCACCGUCGUCGUAAAUGGUGACUUCAAAGCCCAUAAUCUGCCCUCGUACACAAAUGGAACUGUGUCCAAGCACUCUAAUGGAUUGCAGCUUCAAGGUACACAAUUCAACAACUACGGGUCUACGAAAAGACUUGCUGACUCUGGGCGCAAAACCGUGGCGGACAGUGGCACCAAUAACGGCAUCGUUAGUCACAAUCACGGAAGCCCGACGAAAGUGACCUUACGGACCAAUCAAUUAGCAGCCCUAGAUGAGAAUGCGGAUUAUGGAGAGGGUGAAAAUGAAAAUAUUUACCAUGAAGCUUGCACGCUUACAAUCAGUAGUGCCACCAAGAGUCGGAAUAAAAAGAUAAAAGUGGCCAGCUCAGUGUGGAAUUUAAGUUCUGGAGGACGGUCUUAUCGACCUGGCCGUGGACGAGUCCCUGAUGUGUCAUUGAGACAAUUAAGAUUGAUUGAAAACCUCGGGUCCUGCUUACACGGGCAGGUUCAUCUCUAUGACUUUGAAGGAGAAAUUGCUUGUCAUGAAGGAACGAUGUAUCGCAAUUGUCGUCUCAUUGGGAAAACCAUUAAGAACCUGGCUGAGAUCCGACUGUUGAGUCUUUUGGACCAUGAACACAUUUUGGAAACGGUGGCUCUCUGCAGCGAGAUGAAGAAGCCGCUGCUGUGUCUCUUCAUCGCUCCGGAAUGCGGCGAUUUAUGUUCCUUCCUCUCAAGACUAACCAACACCCCCAGCUUGAGUUGGCUGCUCAGUGCUGCCAGCCAAAUUGCAUCUGGAAUGAACUACCUGGAAUCUAUGAACAUCACGUUCGCCGAUUUAUCUGCCAGGAAUUGUAUGGUUGAGAGGGAAGGGUCUAUCCGGAUUGCCGAUCUGGCGAUGGCCUGUGAGCAGUAUCAAGACGAUUACUGUCCAACGCCGAAUGGUUUAGCCCCUUUGCGAUGGUGGUCUUGGGAGAGCAUUUUGAGCGAGGAUUUUACCAUGCAAGGCUCCGUUUGGUCUUUUGGAGUGACGCUAUGGGAAAUUCUUACGCUCUGCAGACAAAAACCCCUUGCACAUAUUCCUGAUCAUCAAAUCACAACUCUUGCAGAGAAAUAUGGCUCAACGGCAACUAGCCAGCAAGUAUGGCUUCCUCAACCACUGCUUAGCCCCCCAGAAAUAUUCGAUCUGAUGAGAGAGUGUUGGCAAGUCAAUCCAGCACAACGGCCAACCUUCCAACAUCUCUCCCUCUUUCUGGAACAAAAGUGUAGCACCUCAAUUUACCAUGCUGUUUGCUAACCUAAAAGUAUGAAAAUUGUGUAUGGCAGAUAAUUCCUAAGAAUAAAUCAGAUGUAUACUUUGACUAUAAGAUUUGUACACAAAAGCAAUUACAUACAUACAUAUUUACCGAUUGCAGUAUAAAUAAGAUGCUUUAGCCUCAAGAUUUUCUACGAUAUGAAAAUUAAAUAGGCAUUUUGCGAGAUUUGUAUACACACAAAUGUAUGUAGGAUGCCUUCAGAAUGAUGAGGGAGUAAAGUGUAUAUCUUUUAGCAGACAAAUCAAGCUGUUUUGAAAACCUUAACUUUGAAACUUGGAUUAAUUACGGUGGGUGCUGAAUAAUGAAUACUUUUUUUCAUUUUUCGUAUGCUCCCUCUCAUUGUAAUAGGUUGUGAUUCUAAGAGUAGCUUAAAAUAUGAUACCUCACUCGUGCAGAUAUCAUCUAUAUAAUAUAUAUAUGUAAGAUGUAUGUAGGCGAUAUAUAUGUAUAUGUAUGUAUGUCCUAUCCGGGUGUGGUGUGUACCGAAUUAAUUAUAAUAUAAUACGUGUUAGCCUAAAAUAAAUCAAUUGAAUAAAAUUUGUACGUUAUGAUGUGGAA
Molecule: messenger RNA, 4736 nt
Organism: Folsomia candida
Lineage: Eukaryota; Metazoa; Arthropoda; Collembola; Entomobryomorpha; Isotomidae
Product: discoidin domain-containing receptor 2
Exons: 25
Coding region: 1313-4159 (948 amino acids)
Biological process (GO): positive regulation of kinase activity; protein phosphorylation; cell surface receptor protein tyrosine kinase signaling pathway
Cellular component (GO): signaling receptor complex
Molecular function (GO): protein tyrosine kinase collagen receptor activity; collagen binding; ATP binding
Source: RefSeq, a predicted model, not a curated record